GUCAGAUUUUAUAUUAAUUAGCUUAAAUUACAAAGUAUAAAGACAUAAUGUCAGGUGGAUCAUCAGAUCCAGGAUUUGAAACAAAAAUUAAUAUAAGUGAUUUUUCGCCAGAUGAAGUUACUGUACAUGCAGAUGAUAGAUAUGUCACCAUCACGGGGGAGCACGAAGAGCGGAUGGGCGAAAGCGGGUAUGUCGGCAGGCACUUCAUUCGACGUUUCAUGCUACCCGAAGACGUUUCAACUGAGCACUUGAGCACCCAACUUUCCGAUGACGGCAUCUUGACAAUUCAAGCACCCUCCAAAACUGCUGUAGCUGGCAAAUCCUCACCAGAAGCGGUUCAAGGCUCCUCCGAACCGUCGUCGCCAACUCGCGAAGUGGACCAAGAACAGGUUGACCAGAAAGUGCCGAUAAAGCGGACAACAUAUGAAACGCAGAAGAGUUAA
Molecule: messenger RNA, 443 nt
Organism: Argiope bruennichi
Lineage: Eukaryota; Metazoa; Arthropoda; Arachnida; Araneae; Araneidae
Product: protein lethal(2)essential for life-like
Exons: 2
Coding region: 48-443 (131 amino acids)
Biological process (GO): protein refolding; response to heat
Molecular function (GO): protein folding chaperone
Source: RefSeq, a predicted model, not a curated record